AGAAGUUUGGAUUCGGUGUGUCUUGCUGCGAUGAAUAAGCCUGGAUAGGGUGGAUCUCUAACGACGGCGGAGUGGAUGGCCGCAGUCUUUCCAACGUUUCCCAGGGAGUGAGCGCCCUUGACAUUGGGGGCGGGAUAACUUCUGAGUAAACGUGUAGCAGAAGUGACUCCUUGGAAGUCUAGUGACCUAACGGCGUGCGUGGCGAAAGGGUGCGUUGCUUCCCGCGCUCCAAGGUUGGGUCCUGCCGGGCGGGACGGGCGCUGGGGCUGUCCCGGUGGCUGGUGAUCCCUGGCCCAAAUGAGGCUGCCUGCUGCUGGGAAGAGAUCGAGCGGAGGGAAAUCAGCUGCAUCUGUGCCGAGGAGGGAGGAGCAGCCCUGGCCCUUUCUUUCAGGAAAAGGAACGGUUGUGCAUGAAGGAAUCAAGCGAAGUGCUGCGGGGCCAGAUGCAGUGCAUGAUGCGGACUCUCCAUGAUUUGAAAAGAGCACAUGACCAGGACCUUCGACUAGAUCCCAAGGAAAUGAGGCCACUCCCUUCCAUGCCUUCGCCAAAGCAGUGCACCAGUCCAAGGGUAUCAGCCAUUUCAGAAGCAGAUUCUGCCUGUUGUCUGGAGGUGGCUGUGGAAGAAGAGAUGGCCUUCUCUCACCCGAGCAGUGAGCGGAGUCUGGAGUUUGAUUCGGGUUACUCUGAAGUGUCAGGGAGCAGCUGGCGGGAUGAAGAUGGCCCCCCACCAUUGAGAGCCAGUAAGCUUUCUUCUGGGGGUUUCUUACGCCGCCGAGCACCUGCCAGGAGGCCUCGGCCCAAAUCUGCUUCUGAUGCCUGCCUGGAGCGGUGGCGGGAAGUGGAACCUGCAGACGCAGGGGACUGGACAGUGUCCCUUCUGUCACAGAGCCGCAACCGGCAACCAUUGGUGUUGGGUGAUAACUGCUUUGCGGACUUGGUUGAGAACUGGAUGGACCUGCCGGAGGAGAGUGGGGAACGUGGGCGGCUGCAGCGCUGGCUGGCCAAGCCCCACGGAUUCCUGCUCAACCUUUCUGGCAAUGUGCGCCGCAGACUUGCCGGCAUCUCACGCACAGAGCGUAUUAAGCAGGACGCUGAUGGCACAAAGCGUUUUUCCUGCCCUGUAGGACUGGGUGCACGGCCAACGCUCCCCUACUUCCACCAGUCCCACGCCAACAUCAGUGAGCUUUCAACAGACUGUAACAGCUUUGCUGCCCUCAUGAACUGUCGAAGUCGGCAACCAAUCAUUUGCAAUGAUGUGAUCGGAUACAUCUAGUCUUGCUGAGGUUUCUUAAUACUUUUUAAAUAUAAAUAUAAUUUUUUACAGAUUUUGUAAAUAAAUGUCUUUUUUCCUUA
This is a messenger RNA of Sphaerodactylus townsendi, 1353 nucleotides long. RefSeq names its product inka box actin regulator 1 (gene INKA1). The transcript is spliced from 2 exons. Bases 410 to 1273 code for a protein of 287 amino acids. Gene Ontology annotation, cellular component: nucleus. Lineage: Eukaryota; Metazoa; Chordata; Lepidosauria; Squamata; Sphaerodactylidae. Gene Ontology annotation, molecular function: protein kinase binding; protein serine/threonine kinase inhibitor activity. The record is from RefSeq and is a predicted model, not a curated record.